Prorocentrum cordatum is the source of this 481-nucleotide messenger RNA. Lineage: Eukaryota; Dinophyceae; Prorocentrales; Prorocentraceae. The record is from the annotation of a GenBank genome assembly.
GGGACGUAUCGUGCUAGUGCGUCCUUGUGCGUCCCACUGGAUGCAGUUCGUCCCGCGCGUCGCCCGCCUGGUCUUCGAGCGCACUCUGCGCCCGCCCGCGCCGCGGGCGAAAAAGACAGCCUUUGGGCAGCAGUUCCCUGGCGAGGAGCUGGGCCGGCUGGCAGGCGACGGAGACUGUGCUGUGCAGGGGUUGCCCGGUCCGCCCUGCGGGCAUCGGUCUUGGCCGGCCACCGCGGCCAAGCUGCUCUUCGGCAUGUGCCGCUCCCGUGCGCAGCCCUGUGCACCGACCUCCGCACCCUUCCCAGCGAUCUCGAGAGAACAUUCCGCACAGCCAGCUCGUGGAAGUCAGGUCCAGCUCGAGGUCGGCAGGGGCUCGGUGGUUGCUUAGGUUUGCAUGCGAUCCGUUGCUGUUUGGGUUGCGAGCCCUUUUGUUUGAUUGUCUGGUUGUUACGACCAUUCCGUAGGAUUUUUUCACGGCUCG